This is a messenger RNA of Rotaria sp. Silwood2, 687 nucleotides long. Lineage: Eukaryota; Metazoa; Rotifera; Eurotatoria; Philodinida; Philodinidae. The record is from the annotation of a GenBank genome assembly.
AUGGAAACAAUGAAUAUUGAAACGAAUAUUCUACCAAUGAAUUGUAAAGAUAUUCAAGAAAUAGCUUGGUCAUCAAAACUUAAUACAUUUCUUCUUCUUACAACGGAUGAAUUAUAUCAAACUGGUUGUAAACAUUUACAUCCAACACCUAUUCAGCAAAUUCAGUUUAUUGCUGAAGGUCCUCGAAAAUCAUACAUGGCCAUAGAUGGAGAUGAUUUACUUAUAAAUCGUUCAUUUGGAUAUGAUAUUCGUCGUUAUUCUCUUACAAAUUUUAGUCUUGUUCAAUCACCUCGUACAUAUAUAGAAAAUGAAAAUAUUUGUGUAACAACUAUUCGAUUAAAUUCAAAUAAAAUAUUAGCUCUUGCUAUUUCUAUUGGUAAACAACAAAUGAUUGAUUUAGUUAAUUUAAAUACUGAUCAACUUAUACAUCGAAUUAAUUUUAAUACAGGUGAAAAUAUAUUAUAUCCUAUUGAUUUACAUAAUAAUGGACAAUGGUUUGCUAAAACAUGUAUACCUUGUGUUAAUAUUAGUCAUUGUUUAAUAUCAUCAAAUGGACAAGUUACAAGACUUACACUUUUUCCUAAUCAAGAUAAUUUUAUACGUUCUCUUUGUACAAGUCCUGAUAGUCGAUGGUUACUUGUUAGUCGACAACAUGCACUUGAACUGUACCAACCUUGCAUAUCAUAA